AUGAAUCUCUUCUCUAACGCCUGCGAGAGCUUCGGUCUGGUCAUCAGCACGCAGAAGACGGUGGUCAUGCACAAACCGCCACCCAACACUGCCCACAAUGCGCCGCAAGUCAGCGUGAACAGAGCCCAACUGGAAGUGGUGGAGAAUUUCACGUAUCUGGACGGCACCCUCUCCCGAAGCAUUAAAAUCGACGAGGAAGUGGCCUGCCGGAUUUCCAAAACCAGUCAGGCCUUCGGUCGUCUUCAAAACGCAGUUUGGAAUCGUCCCGGUCUUCAUUUUAGCACGAAACUGAAGAUGUACAAGGCAGUCAUCCUAAUGACGUUGCCGUAUGGAGCAGAGACCCGGACGGUGUACAUGAAGACGGCACGUAACUUUAGCAUUCUCCACCUCAGUUCUCUUCGUUGAAUACUGAUACCGAGGUGGCAGACGCUGAUCCCAGACACGGACGUACUGGAGCGGACGGGAAUCCUCGGUAUUCACACAAUGCUGGGACAACAAUUACGCUGUAGCCGCCACCUUGUACGGAUGGACGAGAGGCUACUCAAACGACUCUUCUAUGGGGAUGUCGAGACGGGUUCACGACGACAAGGAGGUCAAGUCCAGCGCUAGGAGGAUACUCUGAAAGCCUCCCUGAAGAGCCUGCAGAUCAAUCCGGCAAACUGGGAAGACCUUGCCCGGGACCGGUAAAUGCACCACACACCGAUUGGAGACCACUUUAGCUUGGCCCACGGGCCUAAAAUGGGCUGUCAUCACUGAUCCAGGGACUUUCAGGCAUGACUGGACGCAGUCAACAUAAGCUGUGGCUUCGUCAGCGACCACUGCCGCCUGUCCUCUUCCUAAAACUUGGGAUUUGACCCGAAGUUGUAGCGCACUGAGCACAUACAACACGGCGCUGAAGUGAAUACUGUAGAAAGUUUGUCUAAUUGUACUAAAUUUCACUUGAAAAUCAAUUAUUACUUGCCAUGAAGUAGCCUCAAGGUCAUUUGAUAAAAAACCUAUUUAUCCAUGUAUUACUGGGUUAGUUAUUGGGAGCAGAGAAGUUAGGAUAGAUUUAACUUGGCCGAAAGACCUGGUUCCUCACAAUACAAUAAGUAUAUAUGCAUAUUAGAAGGAAAGGGUUCUUAGGGAAACAGUAAAAUUUUUUGUUUAAAUUUCUAAGACUGGUUCUCCAGCUCGUCUUCAGACUAUGGGAUUAUACAAAACAGUUGCCUUCUAAACUGAGCCUGGCAAAGGAUUCCAUGAUUGGCUAAAGUCGAGACAAUGCGUGUUAUUUGCAAUUCGUCAUCUCGUUUUCUUCAAAUCAUACGUAUGAAAUUCGAGUGGGAUGCUCUGCUUUAUGCUCGACGAUGGUAAAAAUAUGCAAUUCGCGAAAGUUUAACGCAGGAGCAAUUAUCAUUCUUACACCGAUGUCGAAGCGCGCCUUUCGAAUUCGGUUUGAAAUUUCGACCUCCGAUGGAUUUGCUUUUUCCGGGAUUUCUGCCUACUGGACGCUCUGCGGGCCCAUUUGGAUUAAGAAAUUGAAGCGUAAUCAGCAAUUCCUCGGACGAUCCACUCAGAACUCCGACAGAACUUUCUUUGGGACGACCAUACUCCUUCGUAUCAAUUCUUUGCCAACAGCACCGCGGGGUUCUCCAGAUCCAGAAGCGGCUGAGUCGUUUGAUAUUUACUUCGUAUUUUUGGCUUGGUUAAAAAGCUUCUCCUACACCUUUAAAUACUUCGCUCAUACCUAGAAUCCCUUCCUUAUCAUUUGAAUUAAUAAUGGGAGUCGACAAAACACCAUCAGGACAAUGUGCGAAAAACUGGCCGCAAGUGGGACUCGAACCCAUGUCCAGUCGUAGGGUGACCAGCGAGAUGACCGCUAGACUAUCGGCGCACGGCCAGCAGACUGAAAUAAAUAAGGGAGUAAACAUUAUUCGUAGUACAAACGACACUAUGUAUGAAGGAAAGUCUAUUAAGAAGGCCUUGCCACCUAGGAUUAGCGCUCGCUCUCUUUAUAGUUGCAACCAGGGGCCCGCAAAGCGCGCUAAAAGCGUUAUCACAGCAAAACCUGUUAGUUACGAGGACGAGCCGUGCACUGGAUGCUCAUUUAUUCUGCUGAAAGUCCAAAAACUCGAAAAAGAGUUGACUGCUUUAAGGGAACUCGUGCAAGCGAAUGAUAGUGUGCAAAACGCGGUGAAUAGCGUUAAAGUUAGCAAGAAAAAGGGAAAGAGCAAAACUCUAAAACAGCCAAAGAACAAAGCAUGUGGAAAACCUCUGUGCAAGAGUGCCGAUACCCAGGACGAUGGGAAAAUAACAACGGAGUCUCUUGUUUCUAUGGGAGACAACCCAAGCGAGCCAUCAACUUCUCUCAGUUAUUCCACGUGUUCAAUAGGACCCUCAGUUGGAAGUGAGGAAACAAGCUCAUGGCAAGAUGGAAAGCGUAAGCGCCACAACGGGAGUAUAGAACCCCAGACGACUCCGGUGGAUCUUCUGAGACCUUCAGCUGACAAGGCCACCGGAAACAGAAAAAAUGAACCCCUUGAUCGUCAGCACUGCGUAGUCGUCCAGGAUCUAUGGGAGUCGGAUGCUACUACCCUCAAGGAGAGGAUCUCCGCUGACCUUAAUAUGCUUCAACACCUAGUGAACAAAAUGCUUAAUUCGAAUGAAAAGAUAACCAUUCGCGCAGCCUUCAGGAUCGGAAAGAAGGUGAGCGAACAAUCAGAAACUGUGCGGCCACGACCUCUGAAAAUUGUUUUGAACAGUAAAGAGGAAGCUAGCUUACUUUUGUCCAGGAAAAGCAGCCUCCGAAACUCGCACAAGGAAGUUUUUUUUCAGCCGGACUAUUCUCCAGCGGAACGUCUGAAAAGCCGCGAAUUGGUAACGGAGUUGAAGAGGAGACUUGCAGCGGGAGAGAGCAACUUGGCCAUUUUCAGGGGUCGAGUAAUACAGAGGAACGCGAUGUUGUUUUGGAACCAGCCAGUCAUCAUGAUGGCGGCAGCAACAUAA
Spirometra erinaceieuropaei is the source of this 2985-nucleotide messenger RNA. NCBI's taxonomy places the organism in Eukaryota, Metazoa, Platyhelminthes, Cestoda, Diphyllobothriidea, Diphyllobothriidae. The record is from the annotation of a GenBank genome assembly.